Molecule: messenger RNA, 4183 nt
Organism: Cavia porcellus (domestic guinea pig)
Lineage: Eukaryota; Metazoa; Chordata; Mammalia; Rodentia; Caviidae
Gene: Akap1
Product: A-kinase anchoring protein 1
Exons: 11
Coding region: 620-3202 (860 amino acids)
Cellular component (GO): membrane; mitochondrion
Molecular function (GO): protein kinase A regulatory subunit binding; RNA binding
Source: RefSeq, a predicted model, not a curated record
CCUGAGGAGGCGCCAUCGCGGCGAUGGGGCAGCCGAGGUGCAGGUGUAGGGUGCGACGCGCGCGGUCCGCGUGCCCCGGGGCGGCGCUGCGGGCGCCGGGCGUAUGCGGGGGCUGUAGUCCGCCGCCCUGUCACUCAGGCCGGGCCUGUCGCGCACUCCCCAUGCGCUGCGCGCUUCAGCUGGUGACAGGUCGGGUGCGUGGGGCUUGCCCCACGCGCGUCACCGUCCUCUGGGGCAGGGGCGAGAACGCCGCGCCCGGGUCGCCCGUCCGAGCCCGAACUUUCCCCAAGCGCGCACCCCUAUCGGUGGGGCGGACCUGAGCGCGUCCCACCCAAGGUCGCCCAGCUCCACUCGCGUUUACUUUUCAAAGGUCGUGUGUACCCAGUCGGAGCCCAAAGGGGCGAGGCGGCUGUGGGGCAGGCAGUAGGCAGAGCCGGGCGCCCCGAGGGCAAGGAGGUCUCCCUGUCCCCCCUCCCCCCCAGAACGCCCUUCUGCCGAAGGAUUGGAGUUUGAUGGGUCGCUUCCGAAGCCUCUUGUAACUUCUGGGCUCCGUGGGCUCGUCUCGGAUGGCGACGGUGGCAAAUUCGACCACCAGGCGUGAGCACUCCACACCUCCAGGAUGGCAGUCCAGUUCCGUUCACUCUUCCCCUUGGCAUUGCCUGGAAUGCUGGCGCUCCUUGGCUGGUGGUGGUUUUUCUCUCGUAAAAAGCAGCAGGUCAGCAGCAACAAAGAGCAGGCAGAGUCUGGUGCUGUGGCAUUAAGUGCUGGCCCUACCACCAAGGAACCACUCCCUACAGAAGAGGCUUGUUCCACAGUUGUGUCUGUGCCCCUCAGUGUCACUCAGCUGCCGAGAAACAAAGAGUCUGCUCCAAGCAAGCCUUCAACGGAGCCCCCAGCCCCGCUGUGGAUGCACCUGCCCCAUCACAGGUCAGAGUCCUCGGGCAGCCUGCAGAACACCACUGACGUGAGGUCCCAACCAGGAACGCGCAAGGACAACACCACAAAGGUGGAACUAGCUGUGAUGGGUGACAAGGCCAAGCCUGUCCCUCUGGGGUGUCCCCUCACAUUCCCAAAAGAUCUACUGUUCUCCCAAGAGGCGGCCGAGGUGUGUAAGCAGGAGCCCACCCUCAGUGGGAUGCCCACCACAGAGAAGCGUGGCGCAGGGGAGAAGGCGAGAGAAAGAGAGAUGGGCGGGACCGAGGGGAACGGCGAUGCAGUGCUGGGGGAAACAGUGCUUGCAAAAGGUCUGCUGCCCCAGGAGCGAGCCUUGGACCCCGAGAAUGGCAAGGCUUUCGGCCUGGCCCCCUCAGGUGGCAAAAUAGCGAAGGGGAGUGGUAGCCUGCCGCUGGUGGUUGGGCCUGUCAGGGCCCUCCCGAAAGAAGAGUACCCACUUGGGAAGCUGCCCGGUGUCCUCGUGCAGUCAGCGAAGGAGGAGGCAACACAGACACCCUGGGUCACAAGUGGCAACGCCAGGGAUAAAGACCCAGUAGGAGAACUGGGCAAAGAGGAGGCCUUGGAUGAAAAUGAGAAGCUUGAACAGGCUGCCUUCCAAAUCAUCUCCCAGGUGAUCUUAGAAGCCACUGAAGAGGUCCUGGCCACCACGGACCAGGCUGCGGCCAAUCAGCCCCAAGGACGAAAAGAGGAGGAGAACUGUGCCCCAGUCAGCCAGGAAACUCUCAUGGGGCGAGACAUCAUAGAACCUACUCUCGCCACAGCAGGGGCAGCUGCCAGCUCACAGGACACUGCCCUCCCCUCUCCAGGCCCACUGGCAGCAGACCUGCCACCACCAAAGACCUACGUGAGCUGCCUGAGCAGCCCUCUGUCCAGCCCCACCAAGGACAGGAAGCCAAAGAACUCCGCACACCCCAUCUCCCUGGCCCCUUGCCCAGCGCCGGACACCCCCCUCAGAGAGUCACUGGAUCAGGCCAGCAGCUUGGCGGGAGAUGCCACCUGUGUCACCUGCAUGUUGGACAAGAGCCAGAGUGUGUCUCCCGUGACCACCUCGGGGCAGUGCUCAGAUUCUGUCAGCAUGUCAGGGCUCGGAGACUCUUGCACAGAGACCAACUCAAGCCCCAAGGACAACAACAGGACCCCACCGCUGCCAGCCAGUACUCAGCCCUUCAGCAAUGGGGUGCUGAAGGGGGAGUUGUCAGAUGUGGGGACUGAGGAUGGAUGGAGCGUGGAUGCAGAAGCAGACCACUCGGGAGGUUCUGACGCGAACAGUAUGGAUUCAGAGAACUGCUGGGAGCGCAGGAAGACUGAUGACCUGCAGAACGCCCAGGCCGGUUCCAAUCCCAAGAAGGUCGACCUCAUCAUAUGGGAGAUUGAGGUGCCAAAGCACUUAGUUGGCCGGCUAAUAGGCAAGCAGGGCCGGUACGUGAGUUUCCUAAAGCAGACCUCUGGUGCCAAGAUCUACAUCUCAACCCUGCCUUACACCCAGAACAUCCAGAUCUGCCACAUAGAAGGCUCUCAGCAUCAUGUAGACAAAGCUCUGAACUUGAUUGGGAAGAAGUUUAAGGAACUGAACCUCACCAAUAUCUACGCUCCCCCGUUGCCUUCACUGGCGCUGCCUUCUCUACCCAUGACAUCCUGGCUCAUGCUGCCUGAUGGCAUCACAGUGGAAGUGAUCGUGGUCAACCAAGUGAAUGCCGGGCACCUGUUCGUACAGCAGCACACACACCCCACCUUCCAUGCACUGCGCAGCCUGGACCAGCAGAUGUACCUGUGUUACUCUCAGCCUGGAAUCCCCACCUUACCCACCCCAGUGAAGAUCAUGGUCAUCUGUGCUGCCCCCGGUGUGGAUGGGGCCUGGUGGCGAGCCCAGGUGGUGGCCUCCUAUGAGGAGACCAACGAGGUGGAGAUUCGAUACGUGGACUACGGCGGAUAUAAGAGAGUGAAAGUGGAUGUGCUCCGGCAGAUCAGGUCUGACUUUGUGACCCUGCCAUUCCAGGGAGCAGAAGUCCUUCUGGAUAGCGUGAUGCCCCUGUCAGAUGAUGACCACUUUUCACCUGAAGCAGAUGCAGCUAUGAGCGAGAUGACGGGAAAUACAGCUCUGCUCGCCCAGGUGACAAGUUACAGUCCGACUGGCCUCCCUCUGAUCCAGCUGUGGAGUGUGGUUGGAGAUGAAGUGGUGUUGAUAAACCGGUCGCUGGUGGAGCGAGGCCUUGCACAGUGGGUGGACAGCUACUACUUGAGCCUCUGACCCUGCUGGUGCUGCUGCUUGAGUCUUUGCACUGUUGAGACUGGGUGUGGGACUCAAGGCAAAGCUGCAAGCUAGGAGUCACCAGUCAUCCUCUCGGGUCUUCUUUUCCCCAUUCUGGGCACCACCAAGAACAUAAUUCCUUUCCGAAGAAAAGGGACUCAGCUGUGGGUUCUUUACAAAGCCAUAGGAUAUUUUGCCAAGAGCCGGCUGGCUUAACUGCUCUGAGUGUCUCCUAGGUUGCCCUCACCCCUCCACUCCGUCCCCUCUCGUCCACCUGCCCCUCCUCUGCUGGCGCCCCCAGGCUGCAGCAGCAGGCCAAGGUGUGUGGCGCAUGCAGAGGUUUCUCGGACUUCAGUCUUCCUCCAGGGAGCAACCAUGAACUGACUGACUGGCAUCAGUUUCCUUGUACGGCUUCCAUAAAUGGUUCGAUGGCAUUCAAUUAGUUUUUAUGCCCUUCCUCGGUUUCUGGGAACCCAGACUUUUUAAUGCAGAUGUAAAUAUGAAAUGAUUGUCACACCUCUGGCCCUGGUCAGCGGGGAGGGGAACAGUGAUCUUGCCAAGCCUGAUUGUAAUUUUUGUAACCAUUUUAUACUUGUGCAAACUGUAAAUAUGUGAUAAAGAAAUGUAAUAUUUUGUACAAGAUACACUGGAGAACAAAGGGAACUCAAAGUUUUCCAUACACCUCACCUGUAAGAAGUGAGUCGUAGCACGUACCAGCCCAUCCCAGCUCCGCCUGCCGGGGAAGGCGCAUUCUGUGCACCAGACAGGGUGACCACAUGGCAUAAGCCAUCAUCCGGGAAGUUUUUGCUGUACACAUUCAACAAAAAAAAAAAAAAGAAAAAAACAUUGAAUUAACUUGGAAUGGUGUGUUUGAUUUUUUUUUUUUUUUUUUUUUUUUUUUUUUAAGACUGGCUCCAGCAUUGUGCAAUUUAGGAAUAAUUUAACUUGAACUUAUAUAAACCUCAAAUUGUAUAAACUGUA